AUGGCCGUACCCACUCAAGCUCCCCAGAAUGUCGAUCCCAAUUAUGUCGAUCUCUGUCCAUAUACUUCGCGAAAACAUUGUCGGCAACAAUCCCAAGCGGGUUGCACGAAGGUCCAUUACAAGCCUGACAUCCAGCCCCAUACGGAUCUCUCGCUCGGCGAUUGUAGCUAUCUGAACACUUGUCACAGGAUGGACACGUGUCGGUAUUUACACUGGAUGGUCGAGGAUCCGUUAGCUUUCCCCACCCCUGCCCCAACUUCGGAGUCGGAUGCCCUAGUGAAAACUCAAACGGCUUCAAGUUCCAAGCUUUUCCCGCCCCAAUGGGUUAAUUGUGAUUUGAGACAUUUGGAUGUAGGCAUCCUUGGCAAGUUCAAUGUCCUCAUGAUGGAUCCACCUUGGGAUAUUCACAUGAGUCUACCGUAUGGCACGAUGACAGAUGACGAGAUGCUAAAAAUGCCCGUCCCAUCUCUACAAGAAUCUGGUGGGUUGAUCUUCGUCUGGGUCACUGGCAGAGCACUCGAAUUAGGCAGGGAUUGCAUGAGGACAUGGGGGUAUGAAAGGAUCGAAGAGAUCGUCUGGGUCAAAACCAAUCAAUUACAACGACUGAUCAGGACCGGGCGGACUGGACAUUACUUAAAUCACAGCAAAGAACAUUGUCUUGUUGGGUUCAAAAGACCUGCCGAUAAGGUCGGAGAAGGAUCGAUGACAAAGGAGGAAAUUCGAGAAGCCCUCAGCUGGGUCAAAAGUGGAAUUGACACAGAUGUGAUUGUAGCCGAGGUGAGAAAUCACUCAAAAAAGCCUUGA
Messenger RNA from Puccinia graminis f. sp. tritici CRL 75-36-700-3, 804 nucleotides. RefSeq names its product mRNA (2'-O-methyladenosine-N6-)-methyltransferase. Lineage: Eukaryota; Fungi; Basidiomycota; Pucciniomycetes; Pucciniales; Pucciniaceae. The record is from RefSeq and is a predicted model, not a curated record. Bases 1 to 804 code for a protein of 267 amino acids. The transcript is spliced from 8 exons. Gene Ontology annotation, cellular component: nucleus; RNA N6-methyladenosine methyltransferase complex. Gene Ontology annotation, molecular function: mRNA m(6)A methyltransferase activity.